AAAGCAGUUUAAUGUAAUUUUGUGGUAUUAAUUGUUUAUCACAUGCUUCAUGAAUAUAAAAGUUAUGUUUGGCAUUAAAAAGAGCUUGUACACAAACCGUUAUGGUAGUGAGCGCUAUUGAGGAACUACUUCUCCCAGAAUCCUUUUGCGUAAUUGCCGUAUUCAAUCCGUAGUGUCGCAAACCGUAAACCACUGGCGGCUUCUCUAAAGAUAGAACAAGUUACUUUAUCACCACGUUGUUCGCGUGCUAUACGAGUAAUUUUUUGUUAAAUGUCAAAUCUUAAUAAAUCAUGGAACUCACCGCUGCCAGGUCAACGUUUUACGGCGACAUCGGUCACUGGGCUGACCGCACGCCGGUGCACGAAGCUGCGUCUCUAGGUCGAGCUCUGCAGCUGAAACAGCUGAUCGAAGCAGGAGCAUCAGUUAAUAUCGUGUCUGUGGAUAACUUCACCCCUCUGCAUGAUGCCUGCAUCCAAGCACAUCCCAAGUGUGUUCAAAUACUGCUGGAGGCUGGAGCUCAGGUGGAUGUGCGCACUAUCCAUGGCAGUACUCCUCUCUGUCACGCCUGUGCUGCUGGAAGCAUAGAAAGUGUGAAGCUGCUGGUGGAUCACGGAGCAUCGGUCAACCCUUCCCUGACCGCCCUGACGGCUUCACCCCUCCACGAGGCCUGCAUACGAGGUAACCCAGACUGUGUAAAGCUUAUGAUAGACAAGGGAGCACUGCUGGAGGCCUUUGACAUUUACUUUGGGACGCCGUUACAUGCUGCUUGUGCUAAAGCUCACCUAGACUGCGCCCUGCUGCUGCUCAAUGCGGGCGCUAAGGUGAACGCCACCAAGUUCCACGAGACGGCGCUGCAUCAUGCGGCGAGGGCCGAGAGAGUAGACCUGGUGGAGCUGUUGGUGGAGUUUGGUGGAAAUGUCCACAUAAGUGAUAACUUGGGUCACAAACCAAGAGACUAUACAAAACCUGAAUCCCCUGCCAGUCUCUGUCUGCUGCACUAUGAGAGUAACCCUCUGUCUCUGCAGCAGCUGUGCCGUAUCGCCCUGAGGACUGUGCUGGGCACCAGAGCUGUGGAGCUGAUCCCGAAACUGGACAUAUCACAGCGCACCAUUGAUUACCUCGUGUACAAGUCAUAACUUUAGAAAACAGUUUCUUAGAGUCUUAUUUUGUUUAGAAACCGUUAAUAGACAGCUGUUUGUAAAGUCUUAAAUUUGAGUCAGUUAAUUUAAUUAUAGAUAAAUAUAAGUUUAUGUUUAAUUAAUUUCAGUGAAUAUGCUACAUUGCCUUAAAAUCUUUUGCAAUGUAAAUGUACAAAUAAUAUAACCAUUUGUAUUAGUGUUGGCCCUGUGAUUUUUUUGGACAACCAGAAAGUGUCCAAAUACCUUUUGUCUUAAAGGCAUUGUUUUAUAACUUAAACUUAAACUUUCUUGCUAGUAAAUCGUUUGUGAUAUACUUUAUUAAAAUAAAUGCCAUGGGCUUUCCAUCAGGAGGUCCUGAAAGCACUUUAGGAGGUCUGUUGAGAAGAUAUAUAUAAAACAUAUAGCACUUAACAUUUUCGUGAUGUUUAACUAUUGAACUCAAAAAUGUCUGUCUAUUAACCAUUAUGUAUUGUCCAUUGUUUGCAAUUAAAGGUUGAAAACCA
Messenger RNA from Puntigrus tetrazona (Sumatra barb), 1642 nucleotides. RefSeq names its product ankyrin repeat and SOCS box containing 13a, tandem duplicate 1 (gene asb13a.1). Gene Ontology annotation, molecular function: protein binding. Gene Ontology annotation, biological process: protein ubiquitination; positive regulation of protein catabolic process. NCBI's taxonomy places the organism in Eukaryota, Metazoa, Chordata, Actinopteri, Cypriniformes, Cyprinidae. The record is from RefSeq and is a predicted model, not a curated record. The coding region runs from base 291 to 1136 and encodes 281 amino acids. The transcript is spliced from 6 exons.